Orbilia oligospora ATCC 24927 is the source of this 291-nucleotide messenger RNA. RefSeq lists its product as uncharacterized. Bases 1 to 291 code for a protein of 96 amino acids. The transcript has a single exon. The record is from RefSeq and is a predicted model, not a curated record. Lineage: Eukaryota; Fungi; Ascomycota; Orbiliomycetes; Orbiliales; Orbiliaceae.
AUGAAAGCUUUCAACACCUUAACCGUUAUUGCAGCUUUUAUCUGCCCAGUUUUUACAACACCUGUUGCUGUAGAUGGCGCCGCCGUACUAGAGCCGCGAACAAACUAUGAAUUUUAUUCUUGGGCCAGCCUAGGCUGUCCUGGUGCCGCAAACGUCAAGCGUUUUACCCAAAACAGGUGCGUGGCGUUACCCGGCGUUAGCACAAAGCUCGCGACUCCAGACGGGUCUUGCACUAGUGAGUUGCUAUCCAUGCUUGAUGCCAGAUCGGAUUCUGAUGAUAUACUUAACUAA